AGAUUGGAUUGCUGAAAAUACAUCGAUCAAUAUAUACAUACGUACAUAUAUAGGCGAUAUCCUUUAGAAUGGGUGUUAACUGUGAAAUUCAAUUUGAUGGCAAUCCGUAUGGAACAUAUUUUGCUGGUCAAGUUAUUACGGGCAAGGUUACAUUGAAAUUGGACAAAGUGAAAUUGGUAAAAGCCAUUACCUUGAAUAUAAGUGGCUUUGCAGAGACUAGAUGGCGGGAGAGAACCACCAGACAUGGCAAAAGGGAGCGACAUGCAUUUUAUGGACGUGAGGACUAUAUUGCCUCCAAAAUCUUUCUAGUUGGCUCCAAUUUAAGUACACAAGUCUCGAUUGAGCCAGGAAUUCAUGUCUACAACUUUAGCUGCCAAAUACCUAUGGAGUGUCCAUCAUCAUUUGAGGGCACUUGGGGCCGUGUGCGCUAUAUGACCCAAGUGACGCUGGUUCGACCUUGGAAAUUCGAUCAGAACUAUUCGCGUUGUUUCACGGUGCUUAAGGUCAUGGAUCUAAAUUAUAAUAGUCCUUUACUGAGGGUUGCUGCCCAUAGCGAAGCCCAAAAGACUUAUUGCUGUUGGCCUUGCAGCUCAGAUCCACUUCUAUUGCAAGUUUCAUUGCCAGAGACAGGCUUCGUUCCAGGACAGAGUAUACCUUUAAGUGUUUUAGUCACUAACGAUAGUCACAUUCGUGUGGAAGAGCUUUUGGUGACCUUGGUCAUGUUGGUCACUUAUCAUUCAAAGCCGCCAUCAAGACCAAAUUCCAAAUCUGAGAAAUUUAUAUUAAACACUUUAAAGGGAGAUUCCGUUGUACGGAAUUGUAAGAAACAAUUCUCGUAUGAGUUACGUGUGCCGCCCACACCGCCCACUUGUUUCAACCUCUGCAGUAUUAUACAAAUGGCCUAUCAGAUUGAUGUCGAAGCUAGAGUCAAGGGUUGUCAUGCAAAUGAAUUGGUCAGUGUGCCAGUGACCAUUGGCAGCGUACCCCUAACGCAGACUGUACUCAUUCAACCACGUGGCAUGCAAACACUUAAUGUUCAAUCCUUCAAUGGCGCCGAUGGUGGGGAGAUUACUGCAGCAACUGCACCUCCCGCAGAUGUAGCUGGUCCUUGGGCCAUUAACGAUUCCAUACCUCCACCAAACUAUCAAGAGGCUGUGUAUAUGCGUUCUGCAACUAAAUCGAUUGAUGAAGACGAUCCCUCGCCAUCUCAACCAAACACACUUAAUUUGGAUGGAAGUGCUUAUAAGCCACUGUAUCCAGUUUUCGAUAUUCCCAGUCCCACGGCUCCAGAGAUUUAUAUGGCAGACGGAGGUUUUGUCAAUCCAGCGGCUGAUAUGAAUAAAAAUAAGGGAACUUGGCUAUGAGCGACGAUUGAUAGAUAUAUGAACUAUAAAGAAUAAAUAUAUAAAACAAUUCGAGUUCAACAAAAAA
Messenger RNA from Drosophila willistoni, 1431 nucleotides. Its product is annotated as arrestin domain-containing protein 3. Gene Ontology annotation, biological process: protein transport. The record is from RefSeq and is a predicted model, not a curated record. Lineage: Eukaryota; Metazoa; Arthropoda; Insecta; Diptera; Drosophilidae. The coding region runs from base 69 to 1364 and encodes 431 amino acids. Gene Ontology annotation, cellular component: cytoplasm. The transcript has 5 exons.